AUGGAGGGGUCGAAAUCUCAGCCCUGCAAGAAAUGCAAGAAUGAAGAUGCGCCUUUCAACUUUCGCAAUGCGCCAACGUGUCGUGAUUGCUACAUGCUAUACAUAGAACAGAAGACUGCCAAAGGUCUAAGAGCACUUCACACAGACAUCCGCACGUCAACUCUUCCAGAACCCCGGCGCUAUGUCGCUGGACUCUCCUUUGGCGCAUCAUCCAGCGCGAUGGUAUGCGCCCUCGACAAGCACACGCAUCGGGAGAUGAGCAAGAAGUCAACGUCAUUAUUCGAAGUGCUGGCGGUUCACGUCGAUACCGACCUGUCCGACCAUCACGGUCAGACACCGGCGAUGAACAUGCUCAACCGCUAUAGAGAGAAAUUCCCAAACGUCAAAUUCCAGUGUGUUCACCUGGGCGAGGUCCUCAGUCUGAAGACGGUGGAUUGGUCGACCUUGCCAGGGCUCAGCGCGCAAGGGACGCAGUCAGCACGCCUACAGAAAAUGUUCGACACUCUGCCCUCCGUGACCGCCAAAGCCGACAUACUCCGCCUGCUGACCCGUCACCUACUUAUACAUGUGGCCAUGGCGCAAGAGUACGGGGCUUUGCUGCUGGGAUACACCACCACCGCGCUCGCGAGUCUGACUAUGGCAGAGGUCGCCAACGGCAGGGGGUUCAGCGUGCCGUGGCAGGUCCAAGAUAGCCGCUCUCAAGUAUGCACCUACGAGGAUAGAAAGGCCGUGUCGAAAACCGAGUUCCCCAUCUAUCACCCCAUGAGAGAGACUUUCAGAAACGAAGUCAAGAUCUACAACUCGCUGAUACCGUCGCUUGCAGAGAUAGUGCCUAAUACUGGUACGUCACCGGGCGUGGUGUCGCACAAGGACACGAGCAUAGACGAGGUCAUGACACGGUACUUUGAUGGUGUCGAGGAGUCACUCUCGGGUAUCGUGGCGAACGUAGUGCGGACCACUGGCAAGUUGGCUAAAUUACGGGGAAACGCGCAGUGCGGACUCUGUGGCGUGACGACGGACGAGCAAGGAGAUUCCCGAUGGGCCGGCGAGCUGGGGGAGGAGGAAAGCAAUCAGCAAGCAACGCGGUUAUGCUAUGGCUGUAAGAGAUCCAUCAACGGAUAA
Emericellopsis cladophorae is the source of this 1122-nucleotide messenger RNA. Its product is annotated as Cytoplasmic tRNA 2-thiolation protein-like protein. The coding region runs from base 1 to 1122 and encodes 373 amino acids. The record is from RefSeq and is a predicted model, not a curated record. Gene Ontology annotation, biological process: tRNA wobble position uridine thiolation. Gene Ontology annotation, molecular function: tRNA binding; sulfurtransferase activity. Gene Ontology annotation, cellular component: cytosol. NCBI's taxonomy places the organism in Eukaryota, Fungi, Ascomycota, Sordariomycetes, Hypocreales, Bionectriaceae. The transcript has 2 exons.